Effrenium voratum is the source of this 2852-nucleotide messenger RNA. The record is from the annotation of a GenBank genome assembly. Lineage: Eukaryota; Dinophyceae; Suessiales; Symbiodiniaceae.
UUGUUCAGCACACCAACCUGCCCUUGUCGUGCACAUGUGAGAUGGAAUCCAGGAGCCCAGGCGUGUCACCUCGCCAGCCAGUGCCCAGAUCAAAGCCUCGCAAUCUUGAGGAGGAGGAAUGCCCGAGGCUCUUAUCGCUUGGAGGAAGGGAGGGUCCCGGCCAACAGAUCAAUGGCGACUACGAACUUGUUGAGGGUGUGCGGCCCAAUGGUCGGCCAUGUUGGAUUCGCAGAGGAAAACCACUGCAAACAAAAGCCAGCGGCUGGGCAGAGCACGAUGGCGAACUGCGGCCCCUCUACCUGUUCUUCGGGGAGAUGGGCUACUGGAGUGUAGCAGCUUCUGUGCUUGCAGCAGGUGUGCACGUGCUGGCGCGAAGUGGCCCUGACUUCUCGUCUCCCUCCCCGAACCUAUGUGCCAUGCCCUGGACGGUAUUCGCCUUCGGGAAGGCCUACAAGGAUCCCAGCAUCGCCUGCUUCCGGCAUGUGAAAAGCGCCCCGGAUGCUGUACAGGCUGUACAUGUGACCGGUUGCAAGGGGGACCACGGCCAGCUCAACGGGACGUAUCACGUGUUGCAAGGUGUUUGGAUGGGAAGCCGACCCGCCUUUGUCAAAGAUGAUGGCAACGAGAGACGGGAGGAAGAGAGGAAAGUGAUGCACUUUUCUCAGCGUUCUGGAAGAUGGUUUAUCUCAAGCUGUUCGCUGAGUGCCUGGGAGGACCAAAGUGAUUCUUCGGAGGAAAUGGCUGUACCAAAGUCGCACGGAGCAAGCACGCUUGCCAGGAGCCCCGUUGCUUGGACGUCCUCGUCGCCUGCCAGCUUGCCAAAUGAACCCUGGUCCAUUAUCAGGACAUUGCCGACACGGCUACAGUUCGGCAUGACGGAGAGACGGCGAUCGCUCAAGCUGGCCGAGAGCGACAGAGACGGCGCAAGUGAACACGGACCGGUCACCUUCGUCCCUUGCCAAGAGCUUCAAGUACACGUGGGCGAGCAGAAGGCACAGCCUCGGAGCGUGGCGAGAUCCCUGUCGCGCGCCUCGCAACGGGAGGCAUCUCCAGAUUUGGAUGCCACGGUGCAGCUUUGUGCCUCGGAGCACGAGGAGACCGAGCUACAGCUAUGCUUGCACUUUCUCAACCACGCUGGCCUUGCGGAGCGCUUUGGCCUUAGCGGAGACUACGUGAGAUCCGACCAGCUGUAUGGAGACCGACCAGUAUUCAUCAAGGCCGCCUUGCGCCGGGGAGGCAUCUUUGAAGUGGAAGAGAAGUCUGUUCAGGACAGACCCUUCUUUCUGUUCUAUGAUGACCUACGACAUCGCUGGGAGGUUGCGCCGGAAGUGGGCGCUAAAGGCUUGAGUGUUCUUGCUCGGAGUCCAAUCGGAUGGGACGAGGGCCUCGAGAAGGAUCUUGGUGCCUGGCAGAUGCGUACCGCCGAGCCGGAGCUCAGCAUCUUCCUACCACGUGGCAAGAAAGCGGAGCUUCGCGAGGACUCCCACAUGUUUCAGGACUGCAAAGAUCUUGCGGUUGUGGCUGUGGUGGAUCAGACUCCUCCGCGGACGGUGGCUUUCUUUUGCCAAGGCGAAGCAGAGGUGGCAGUGGCCGAGCAUCCGCUUGCAGGUGAUUUCAGGCUGCUGCGUCAGAGAUACGGGAUGCGGCCGGUCUACCGGCGAACAGCGCUGCAAGCUUGCGGCCCAGGGCCAGGUCUGCCUGCACAGCCAGGACUCUUUCUGUUCUUCGAACCGCGGUCCGGCUAUUGGGUGGUCAGCACCAUUUCUCCAUUGGCAGCAAGUCAUGCAGUCGCGUCUGCCAGACCAGAUGCGCUGGGUCGAUUUGGUCAGGUCCUUGCACGGAGUGGCCCGAAUUGGACCUGCACACUUCCACAGGAUGCUGCCAGCUGGGAGGCUGCGGACAGCCAGGCGCCAGGGUGUCAUUAUCGUCAUGGUCCAGCCAGAGCACCUCCAAGCUCGCUCUUAUCUGAACAGCUUGUGCAAACGCCUUGGCUGCAGCUCGGGGCUUUGCAAGCGGAGACGCCGCAAUUCUUGUGCAUCAGCGGAUGUGGCACCAGGUUGCGGUCGCUCAAUGGCUGUUACGAACUGCUUGACGAAUCUAUGUGGGCUUCACGACCUGCUUGGAAGCGGUUGCCAAAGCAGGAUUCCGACGAGGAGCUUGAGUUCCCCAAGUACCUGUUCUUUUGGCCGGAGACUGGCCAUUGGAUGAUCGGUCCAGACCUGCAUCAUGCACCAACUGGCUUGGCCCGAAAUGGGCCGGGUCGAUGGGCUGCUCAGUCUCCCGACUAUUGUCCAGGGCGUUGGGCAGCAUUGAACGGACACACCUUCUCAGAGGACCCAAAGAUUUUCUGCCGUAGGCAGAAAGGUGCCAACGGAGGAGUGGAGACCUUUGGUCUUUCCAGUUCAGUCUCACCAUGUCAAAGUUUGGGGCCACGGGCCAAAGCAAUGCCCGCGAAGGUCCGAAGGAGUUCCAACUCUCCAGAGGAUGAGAAGCCUGUCUUGAAAGGUAAAAGUCUACCUGCGAGACCCGAAAUGCUGCCGGGCAAAGGUGAAGAGAAGAAACCAUCCAGUCUCAAGCAAGCAUCUCGAAAUCCGCCCGCUCAAAGCAGGACCGAUGGAAAGCGCUUUCCACGUGAAGUGAGCCCGGAAAGAAAGGAAAACCGCAGUCCCAGGCGCGAGUCGAGUCCCGGCAAUCGCAGCCCCAGGCGCGAGAGCCCAAGGCGCGACUGUAGCCCACUGCGCAAUUCGAGUCCCGGGCAGCGGGGCAUUUGCUGGCGGCCAUGAGGCUCAGCGCCGGCUUGACGUCUCAAGGUUCUCCUGUGUCACCCACGCGGUGGUUUCGCUAAAGCAAGA